Messenger RNA from Linum trigynum, 2704 nucleotides. Lineage: Eukaryota; Viridiplantae; Streptophyta; Magnoliopsida; Malpighiales; Linaceae. The record is from the annotation of a GenBank genome assembly.
CCCUCCUUCUUCCCAAGCACCGGAAGAAGAGUCGGCGAGAAUUCGCACGCCAUGAUCUCUCCAAUAUCGGACCGUUAAUUUGAGAAGUGGGUUCAGUCAGUCACCGGCUCUUGAUCGGAAACCAUGGCCAACAACUUCAAGGAAGAGCCCAAGACCGCACCACAGCCGGAUCGCUGGUACGAUCUCUCCCUCGGUUCUUCAUUCAAAGAAGACGCUUCCAACAAGUACUGUGCUUUGCGAUAUGAAUUCAAGCCGGCCUCCAUUGACAAGUCGAAGCCUGGCGCUUUGCGCAAGAACAAAGGGAACAGGGUCUCUCUGGAGUUUCAGAGCAACCAAUCGGUGAAAUCCAAAGUGCAUUUCGAAGGCAGCAGCGAGGAUUACAAAGAAAAUGAUGCUGUCUUGUUCUUUGACGGCCACACAUUUCGCCUGGAGAGGCUUCAUAGGGCUGUCAAGCAGCUCAAACACAUGAGGCAGCCUGGCGAAUGUACUGCUACUGCUGCUGGUGGGUCGUCGGGGGACUAUCGAUUGUCUCCUCCUGUUGGGAAGGGUAUCAAACCUCCCCAAAUUGGCAAACCUGCAAUGCCUUCCUUUCCUGUCGAGGUGGAACGAAUUGAUGUCGAGAUGCCACCGAUUCCAGCUUCAAGAUAUUCUGGUAAGGGGAUCGAUGAUAACCAAAUCGAACCACCGAAGGUCGGUGAGCCAUCUAGCCCCAAGAAUAGUGACGAAGCCAAAGAACACUGUGAUAUAGAAAUAGAAGACAUAUUUGGUUCAAGUUCCCCUUACGGUGGUGAUGAUAAUGCCAUGACAACCGAAGACCACAACAUUGUUGUGGUUCCUGCUGACAACCAUGCUCCUCCGCAGCAGCAUGAGAACGACUCCGAUGAUGAGAUUGCUGAUGUAGACGACAGCGGCGAUGAAGAACACAAAGGGCGGCGCAUCAAUGCAGCAGAAGCGCUCAAAGCUCAGGUGAAUAAUGCCACCGGUGGCGAUGAUGAUAAUCGGUCGUCUAGUUCGAGAAGCAGCAGUGGUAGUGGAAGCAGUGGUAGUGGAAGUGGGAGCAAUAGCAGCAGCAGCGCCGACAGUGAAGGAAGUGAUGAUGAUGUUUCUGUCACCUCCAUUUGACGGAAGCUGGAGUUAAUAAAGAAAGCAAGGAUUUUUCGAGCUGCCAUUGUUUGCUUGUUCAUUAGCAGGUAAAAGAGCUCUUGUUUUUCUUACUUUCAUUAUGACAGAGGAUAGAAAGCGAGUCCCAGUUUUGGAGAAGACAAAGCGAAGAUGAGAUGUGGCUAAAGAUGAAGCAAUGGAUAACCUUAUAGCCUCUACACGUUUGUUUACGUCUUCUGAAAGAAAAUGGCAACUUCAAUCUAUGCUGAUAAUCAAAGUAUCUAAUUACUUGGUAUUCCUAAAUAUCAGGAUUAUGAAAUAAAUUAUAUUACACAACACAUCAUAUAAACAUGAGAUCAAUUAGUGAUGAAACUUGACUAUUAUUUUAGAGUUUAAUUUAAGAGUUCAACCCUAUAAACUUAUUGAUCCGAGCUCAAUGAGGAGCUGAGCUUUAGCUCGGCUCGUUUCUUCACUAGCCAAGCUCAAAUUUAAGCGAAACUCGGCCCAACUCGGAUCGUUAAGAAAUGAGCCGAGCUCAAACUCAUCAACUCUGCUCGACUCGGCUCAUUUGCAGGGCUAGUCCUAGCUAGCACAAUGAUUUGACAAGAAAGAGAUGAUAUAUGCAACCAAACAUUGGGAAAAAAAUGAUAAUUAAAGUGGACAAUUUUUUAUGAACUAAUGUCAUAGACUGCUUAAUUUUACCUCGCGCGCCCAUGCAUGUGUCAUCAGUCAAUGAAUUCCCAUUCAAAUUUGGCAGGCUUUCGUGUUCCACUUUUCUAUAUGUAUCACUUGGACUCGGAUACUGAAUAGUUUUGUUUUGGGAAUAAAAUAUAGUAAUAUACCUCGUACUCAACCCGGCACCAUAUCUAGUUAACAAUUAAUUCUAUAAUAAUAACAUAUUUAUAUAUAUAACACGUAUUAUCUUCAGGGGUAUACAAUAACUAGCCACUGAUAGUUCUUUUGAUUUUGAUUUUAUAAACAAAUUAUAGUUUGAUUUCGAAACUUAAUAUACUAAGAUUUUAUACCUAGAAUUAAAUUUUUUUGCAUAUAAGUUGUAAAAAAAAUUGAAGGAGAAUUGCAUUUUAGCACCUAAAAAUUUUAUCUUACAUUUUUUAUGAGAUUUCUGGUAUGCUUUAGAAAACUUAUGAUAUACUUUAUAAGUUUUCUGGUAUGUUUUAACAAACUAGUGGUAUGCUUUAUAAGCUUUUUUAUAUGCUUUUUGGUAUUAGCAGUGUGGUUUAUAAAUUUGGUUGUGUGGUGUGGUUCUUGUAUGCUUUAUGACUUUUCUUGUAUAUUUUAUGAAUUUUGCGGUGUGUUUUGUGGUGUGAUUUGUUGUAAUUUAUGUCUGGUGGUACCCGAUUAAUGUACAAGUGCCCCCAAAUUUUAAUAAUUACAAGUGUGUCCCUCACUUUAUAAAUCCACAUUAGUUAUAGUCAACCCGUUAAAUAAAAAUCAUUACAAUAAAAUAUUCUUAUUGACUGAAACUAACUAGUAUUAAUAUCGUGCUAAUGAAUUUUAUUAACACCCUAGCCUCUACUAUAUUGGCAAUUAUCUCUGUCAUGUUUGUAUUGUGGAUUUCAGCUCAUAAAAGAGGACCGUGCAU